Lutzomyia longipalpis is the source of this 526-nucleotide messenger RNA. It is a transcript of the gene mRpS33, whose product is annotated as 28S ribosomal protein S33, mitochondrial. The coding region runs from base 94 to 429 and encodes 111 amino acids. NCBI's taxonomy places the organism in Eukaryota, Metazoa, Arthropoda, Insecta, Diptera, Psychodidae. The record is from RefSeq and is a predicted model, not a curated record. The transcript has a single exon. Gene Ontology annotation, cellular component: mitochondrion.
CGCUCAGUUUGUUUAUGUAAAAAGUCACACACACGUGAAAAUUGAAAACAUUGCUGAAAAAUCAGGAAAAACAGUGGAAAAUCUCGUGGAAAAAUGUCAAAAUACAAGGAUUUGGUGAACCUGACUACCCCAUAUGCCCGAAGGAUGCAGUACCUCUCCAACAGGAUCUUCGGGGAAGUUGCACGACCGACAAAUUCCAAAUCCAUGAAAGUGGUGAAGAUGUUCAGUGCAAAGCCGGUGGAAAAGAAUGAUUACUACGUCAACUACUACCCAAGGCAUGUGGAAGUUGGCUGGCUUAUGAGGCAUCUCCGUUCCUACGGCCUAUUCCGGGAUGAGCAUGAGGAUUUCAAGGAAGAAAUGAAGAGAUUACGAGCUCUCCGUGGAAAAGCCCCACCGCCUCGAGGAGAGAGCAAGAGAUCCAAGAAAUAGGAACUCUCAUAGCAUCCAUAGGACAGCAUUUUGUAUGAAAUUCUUAGAUAAAUUAUCAAAUUCUCUGUAAAAAGUUAUUGAAAAAUAAAUAUUUUGA